AACAAGAUCGAGCUGCACGAAGGCGGGUUGAUCUGCGUCGAGAAGAACUGCGACCAAUCCUUCUACUUGAAGGCACGCUGGCCGUCACAUCGUUUUGUUUGUUUGUUCGUGCCUGCUACGGGAAGCGUCUAACGCAGCGCGAAUUCCAGGAUGAGAAGGAGGAGAAGACGCUGUUCACGUUCGACCGGACCUUCUACCAGGACUCGUCGCAGCAGGAAGUCUUCAGCUACGUCGCGCUGCCCGUCGUGCAGGAUGCUCUUUCGGCAAUCAACGGCACAGUGCUCGCGUAUGGUCAGACCGGAGCGGGCAAGACGCACACGAUGGAGGGGCCCAACAUGCUCAUCGACGACCCCGAGAGUUCCGGCAUUCUCCCGCGCGUCGCCAAGGAGAUCUUCGUCCGCAUCAAUGCGUCGGACGCCCCCAGCGAAUACAAAGUCGCUCUCUCUGUGGUUGAGAUUUACAUGGAGCGGAUCAGGGACCUCUACGAUGUGUCAAAGGACAACCUGGUGGUGAAGGAGGACCAAACCCGAGGGAUCUCCAUUGCCGGCGUCACCGAGAUAUAUGUUGAGGGCGAGAAGGAAAUGCUUCAGCUUCUUGAGGUACGCUGUUCUCUGACUUUCUGCAUUCGUUCGUUGGAUGCCCACAUAAGUUCACUGACUCUUUUCUUUCAGGCUGCAAUCAAGAAUCGGGCUGUUGGGGCCACCAACAUGAAUCAGGGUAGCAGCCGCAGCCACUGCAUGUUUCUUCUGACAAUCCAACGAACCUCUGCGGAUGGGAGCAGCUCGCAAGUUGGGAAGAUCUACCUUGUGGAUUUGGCUGGCUCGGAGAAGGUUGAAAAGACAGGGGCGGAAGGACGACUGCUUGAUGAGGCCAAGAUGAUCAACAAAUCACUCUCUGCCUUGGGGAAUGUCAUUAAUGCCCUCACAUCCGAUAAGGCGUCGCACAUCCCCUACCGUGACUCCAAGCUCACUCGGAUUUUGCAAGAAUCGCUGGGUGGAAAUUCACGUACAACUUUACUCUGCUGCUGCUCCCCUUCCACUUACAACUAUGCAGAAUCCGUAUCUACUGUCCGCUUCGGCUUAAGGGCGAAGCAAAUCAAGAAUAAGCCUGUCGCCAAUAGAGAGGUGGGGCGUGGGGAACUCCAGCGGCGCUUGCAGGAAUCAGAGCUGGAGUGUGAGGUUCUGAAGGACGUUGGCGAUCCAAUCGGCGAAAAAACUUCAGGAUCCAAUCGCAUGAAGGGAAGCCAAAUGCUUGCUGCGUGCAUUGAGGGGUUGCAUGGCCUUCUUUCCAGUGAGGGCAUGGCUUGGGCGUCUGAGCUACCCACCAUUGAAGACAUGAGUGACAUUCCAAAGCUGCUGCCUGCUGUGGUGGAGAAACACCUCUCUAGUCAGUCCAGUGAGGGAAACGAUGAGAAGGAUUUGAAGUAUCUUGAAGAGGCGAUGGAUGAUAUGGCUGCCCGUCUCAAGAAGGAGAGCGAAGAGGGUAACGUGGCUGCCUUCACACCUCGCUGCGCCUCCCCUCAUUCCCCGCCGCGCCUCCUCUCACACCUCGCCGCCCUCCCCUCGCACGCCUCCCCUCACACCUCGCCGCGCCUCCCCUCCCGCGCCUCCCCUCACGCCUCUCCGCGCCUUCCCUCGCGCUCACACUUCGCCGCGCCUCCCCUCGCAUCUCACCGCGCCUCCCCUCGCAUCUCACCGCGCCUCCCCUCGCAUCUCACCGCCCUCCUUGCUCGUGGCCAGCAGCCGUCCACUCCCUCAACCAACUCCUCGCCCAUCUCACAUACUGCUCACCUUGACCUCUCACUUUCGGCGUGUCCGCCCUCUCACAAUUUCCGCAACCUCCACUCAGAUUCCCCCCUGCUUCCCCUCACUUCCCCCCCCUGCUCCCCCUCAUUCUCCCCUCUGCUUCCCCCCAUUCCCGCCCCUGCUUACCCUCACUUUCCCCCCAGCCUUCACUCAGUUUCCAUUCUGCCCUCAGUUUCCCCCUGCACUUAUCCCCACUCAUACGCUCCGUCAUCCCCCUGCGUACCCUCGCUUUCCUCUGUUUCCACUGUCCCUGUCUGGGCCUUCGCCACCUUCCCUCUCCCUUUCUCCCUUGUUUCCUCCUUCCCUAUAUUCCUCCUCUCUCAUUUCCCCACUUCUCUGUCCGCUUGUCCUACCACAACCACCUUCUUCUUUAUCCCACCCCUUUGUCGCAUUCUCUCCCUCUCUACUUAUUUGACUCUCAAAGCUCUCCCCUUACGCGUCUCCCGUUCCUUUCCCCCAUGCGCGCGUGGCAGCGUUGCCAUAACGCCCGCCAGCAACGCUGCCCGCGCCACCUACCGCAGCGAGAUAUUCCAGGCUGACGUCAGCAUAGUGGUGGACGAAAAGUCCAUUCUGUUUCAGGCGAGCCCCCCGCCCAACUUCAAGGACCUCUUCGCCUACACCAACCCCGCCUACGAGUCCUUCCCGCUCCCGCCUGGUUCGCCCAAGACGGUGUUCAACCACGUGGGUCUCAUGUACAACCCCUUCGGCGCUCUGCCCUUCCUCGCUGGGCAGGAGGACCCAACGCCGGUGAACGGCACGCACGCAGUGAACGAAACAUGCCUGUCGUGCUUCCUCUUCAUCACCUUUUUCCACGUCGACCCCUCACUCGUCAACACCACGGGCGCCGGCUGUGCCUUCAACGACAACGGCUUCUGCAGCGUCACCAAGGGCACGCCCAUCUUUCAGCCGCCCAGCAAGGACCUGCUGGGCGGCAGCUUUGCCACGUCAUCGGGCACCAUGUACAAGAGCCGCCCGCUGCUCUCGCCCUUUGGAUCCAAGCUGCUCGCGAAAUCCGUCCUCACCCCGCUGGCAGCGCCGCGGGUGGGCAUGAUCUGGACGAGCAGUGUGCAGCCGCCAGCGCUGUUUGGGUAUGACGGCAAGGCCACGCUGGGCCCCACCAACUACUACGCCACCAGCGACUCCCAGGUGAUGGGAAUAGGGCAGGCGGUGAGCACCACGUACAUCGACCUCUACGCCGGCUACUUCACAGCGAACCCCGAGACGCUAAACACACCCGUCACCACGAGCGUGUUUGACCGCCCUGCCAAGUACGGCGUGUCGGGGCUGUACCCCGGUGCCGCGUACUCGCAGGUCACGGGGUACCGCGGCAUGUCCACCUUCACCUUCGGCUUCACCAACUUCACCCAGGUGGAGUCAUCAGAGGCACCCAGGGGGGCCAACGCAUCAACUUGCCUGCAAAGACGCAUGCAAGCCCUUGUGAUGCCCGUGCUGUUGCCAUUGCUACUGCUCCUUCUCGCAUGA
Messenger RNA from Closterium sp. Naga37s-1, 3287 nucleotides. The record is from the annotation of a GenBank genome assembly. Lineage: Eukaryota; Viridiplantae; Streptophyta; Zygnematophyceae; Desmidiales; Closteriaceae.